AUUUCUCGUUGGUGAUAUGGUGUGGUGGCCGCUGGCUAAAGCUUAAGAGCAUUCGGAAUUUCUCUGCCACCAGCUGGGGGGAUUGAUCAAAUGCUUUUUGAUUUGUUUAGCUAACGGAUCGUUUAGUUGUUCGUCAAAGCUUCGACUAAUUAGAACGCUGCAUAUUUACGCUGCUGCUUUCAAUGCAUUUGAAUAUUGAAACAACAACAAGAAAAAACAAACAAAUCCGUGCUCACCUCGCCACCCCCCACCACUCCUCAACGUAAUAGCCGUAAUAGCAUACAUAUAUUUAAUAUGUUUUUGCAUCGGGUGCGAGUGUGUGUGUGUUCGUAUGUGUGCGCGCUUUUUGAAUGAAAAAAUUAAUAUCAAUUAAAAGUUUGAAUGAAUACAACAACAACAACAACAUCAGCAAUAACGAGAUUAAUUAAAAUUAGUGCUAAAGUUAUUAAGACAACACAAAAUCCGGAAAUAACAAGGCAUAAAACCUCAGCCAUGUUUGAGUGAAACGCAAGUCUCAUUACCUUGAUCCGUUUCUUUUUUUUGCAUUUGAACGCCGCCUCCUUUUUUUGUCAAUCAAACACAAAAAAUAUAAAUUAUCGUUCUCACUUACAGACAUACGACAUCGUUCCGAAUGUGCGUUCUUCAUAAAAUAUUUUCAAUGUCAAGUUCAUAGAAAAUUUGUUGUUAUUAUUAUUUAUUCUGUGUGCAAAACAAUAAAAACAAAACGCAAACGCCAGUCUGCCUGCCUGCAAAGUAAACAGAACGCAAAGCAGCCCGCUUCUAAGGUAUUUUGCAUUUGCUGGUAAACGCGCUAAAUCUGCCCGACCAUCAUGGUCUACGAGACGUCAUAUGAGAGCGGGCGCCAGCCCUUUGUGCCCGACACUCAACGCGGCAAUUGGCUGCAUCCGAAUGAUUUUAUUUAUGCCGGCCUGAGUUUGGCAUUUCGCAUUGAUAUCUUCUCGAUGUCAUGGUAUUUGACAAUGGAAUCGGGAGUUGUCUCCUUCCUGCCCGUCUAUCUUAUCAGCUUGGCUGUCUAUAUAAUACCAUUUAUUGUUAUACAAUCGUUUAUGGGUCAGUUUUCCAGCAGUGGGUUUAUAUCAUCGUUUCGUUUGGCGCCAUUAUUUAAAGGUAUUGGUUAUGUUACCCUGGCCAUGAAUAUCUGUGUGCUGACCUACUAUAGCAUAUUUGCCAUGGUGCCACUGCUGUAUUUCUUUGCCUCAAUGAAUCCCACCUUGCCAUGGAGUUGUGAAGGAUUUAAAACAUGGGCCCAGAACCUAACCGAGGAUCAGGAAAUCAAUUUGUGUAAUAUGAAAUUUGGUAAUCUCACCGAAUUUAUUGAGGGCAGUGGAUCUGGGGAGGGGACAAAUGAAACUUCUUCAUACCAUGAUAAUUAUGUUAAUCAUCAUAUACCCUCCGUUUUGUAUUUCCAUUCCCUAUUCCACGACCUGAAUCUGUUCGACUACAAUGAUGUGGAUUACUCAAUGUCGUGGCAGUUGAUUCUAUGUGCCCUGUUUGUUUGGGCCAUUGUUGCAGUUAUAGUCUACAGAUUUUUCAAAACCGAAACGUUCGGUGUCAUUGUUCGCUAUUGCGUUUGGACUUUACUCGGAAUUUUGGUGUUUCUUUUGAUACGUUUCAGUUUUUUGCCCGGAGCUGAGAAAGUGUAUCGUCAUCUCUUCAUACCGACAUGGAGGGAUAUUGGUGCUGGUAUUGCUGCCAUACCGAUAUAUGGUAUAUCGGGUUUUGGUCCCGGUUGGGGUCUAUUCAUAACCCUGUCAAGUUAUAAUAAAUUCAAAACGAACAUUGUCAAGUACAGUUGGAUAAUUGGACUGGGGCAAUUUUUCCUCAUCUUGGGCAUAGAUAUGUUGCAGAACUUUACCGAGGUCUAUUUGAGAGUUAAAACGGAAAACAACUACUAUUCGGAAGUGGAGAAUAUUUGGACCCUGUAUCUUUCCAGUGGCAGUGUAAUGGCCGAUAUGCCUUGGCCCAAUUUCUGGUCGAUGCUGUUGUAUUUCAUGUUGUUCCUUAGUGGCAUGUUAUUAAUUCUAAUUCAAUUGAAUUCAAUUUUAACCACAAUAUUUGAUGAAUUCGUCAAACUUCGCGAAAAGAAAUUGGAAGUUUCAAUGGCCUUAGUUGGUCUGAUGACAGCGGUUUCUUUAUAUUUUACAUCGAAUCACGGUGUUACCUAUUUCACGGCCCUGGCAGUUGAUACUUAUACCACUCAUACGGCCAUUAAUUUACUAUUAAUUUUGGUCGUCCUCUGGAUAUAUGGCCGGGUUCGUUUCCAACGUGAUUUUGAAUUUAUGACCAAUCAUCGUUUCUCCACCUGGAAUAUCAAUAUUUUGAGAUUCGUGGCACCAAUGGGUAUGCUGUUGGCAUUGUUACUCGGCAUUAUUGUGGCCUUCUACGAGCAUAUGCUGUCAAAUGUCAUUAUUGCUAUUUUGGGUUUCAUUUUUAUGCUCCUGCCAUGGCUAUUCAUACCCGGUUAUGCCGCCCAUUCAAUGCUACAGAGCAUGGGAUCAUUUAAGACACGGUUUCAACGAUGUUGUCGUCCCACCGAUUGGUAUCCCACACAGCCCGAAGAUCGCCAGCGUUAUGAGGAAGCAAUGGGUAAUAUGGAGAUUACACACCAGCUGAAUGAGGUGACCGACGAUGUGUUGUAAUCCAACGUAAAGUGUGGUGUGCGUGUGAAGGUACAAAGCAUAUAUUUCAAUAUUGUGAUAGAUGGAACCAUUGAAUCGAAUAACUUCAAAUGUAAAUAUUCUUUGCUUUACCCCCCGUAGAUAAAUAGUUAAAUAAAAAUGAGAUU
This is a messenger RNA of Musca domestica (house fly), 2806 nucleotides long. Its product is annotated as sodium- and chloride-dependent neutral and basic amino acid transporter B(0+). The transcript is spliced from 10 exons. Gene Ontology annotation, cellular component: membrane. Gene Ontology annotation, biological process: sodium ion transmembrane transport. The record is from RefSeq and is a predicted model, not a curated record. The coding region runs from base 831 to 2660 and encodes 609 amino acids. Lineage: Eukaryota; Metazoa; Arthropoda; Insecta; Diptera; Muscidae.